Molecule: messenger RNA, 943 nt
Organism: Vigna radiata var. radiata (mung bean)
Lineage: Eukaryota; Viridiplantae; Streptophyta; Magnoliopsida; Fabales; Fabaceae
Product: 50S ribosomal protein L7/L12-like
Biological process (GO): translation
Cellular component (GO): ribosome
Molecular function (GO): structural constituent of ribosome
Source: RefSeq, a predicted model, not a curated record
GAGAUGGAGGAACCAGUUUGAGUUUGAAUGCACAAAUCUAUUUUUUUCUGCUUUCAAGGUCAAUUUAUUUAUUGGAUUAGGCGAACAGGAUGGGUGUUAAGCUGGAUUGAUUUUGCAUUCUUAGAUACUGUAUCACAAUCAGUUGAGAAUGAGCUUUCAAGAAUAAUGCAUUAUUUACCCCAUGGUUUGUAUACACAAACUUUUCAGCCAACCAUAGUGCAGCUUAACUCUGGUAGCAUAAAUGCAUUUUCAAGAAAUUUUGGUCAGCCUGCAAGGAAAGAGGAGGAGGAUGUAGAGGAAGUGGAAAUUUACCCAAGAAGUCUUCCAGCUGAUUUUGAUCCUACUACAUUUGAUCCCAAUGAUCAUCGAGGUCCUCCAUCAGCAAGAGUUUUCAGGCUUGUUGAUAAAAUAGCAUCUCUUACAGUAGCUGAAGCCUCAAAAUUGGGUCUUGUGAUGAUGAAGAAAAUGGGAGUGAAGGAAAUGCCUAAUGUGGAAUUUAUGAAAGCAGGAGCUGGAAAUUUGGCUGGAAUGGCAGCGAAAGCACUAGCUGCGGCCAAGGAGGAGCAAAAGCCGGAAAAAACGUUUGAAUUGAAACUGGAGUCCUGUGAAGCGGCUUGCAAAAUUAAAAUCAUCAAGGAGGUACGGGGCUUUACUGAUUUAGGUUUGAAGGAGGCCAAGAAUUUGGUGGAUAAAACACCUUCUCAUAUAAAGAAAGGUGUUUCAAAAGAAGAAGGGGAGAAGAUAAUGGAGAAACUCAAAGCUCGUGGUGCAAAAGUUAUGUAAUGAUGUAUGCUGUUUCAUUUUACUUUUCUGAAAAUUAGAAAACUUUAUAGUUGCUGUGUUAAUUUUUUGCAACAUUAUUCUUCUGUUCCCUCUUAAUGGAAUAAAUUGUUGUAUUCCUACGCACGAUACUCAUUAACAUCUUACAAAUAAAUUAGUGUUC